Messenger RNA from Oryza sativa Japonica Group (Japanese rice), 1606 nucleotides. RefSeq lists its product as uncharacterized. NCBI's taxonomy places the organism in Eukaryota, Viridiplantae, Streptophyta, Magnoliopsida, Poales, Poaceae. The record is from RefSeq and is a predicted model, not a curated record.
UCCUCGCAUCGCUCUCGAUCAGCUCAGCGUCGCGCCGCGCCACGCCACGCCACGCCACCCCACCACCCACCCCGGCUUUGAGGCCAAUCCGGAGUCGCCGGGCAGCCACGCAGCAGGCGGGCAUGAGCUUGACGGGGCAUGGCGGCGGCGGCGGCGAGGGGACGGCGCCGGCGUUGGAGCUGCUGGAUGAGUACUGGUUCUUUAGCAACACGCUGGGGAAGAACGGGAGGCAUGGCGGCGGCGGCGGCGGCGGGGGUAGGCCGCCGAUGCUGCCCAGGUCGCCGUCGACGGUGAGUGGUGGUGGUGGGCGGCCGGGGAAAGGUGUGGAGGCGGUGGGGACGUCGAGGCUGUUCGCGUCCGCGGGGCGGAGGCUCCUCCGGACGCCGUCGCUCCCGUCGCCGCGCGUCGGGAUGGAGAUCGCCAAGGAGGACGAGGAGGUCGUCGAGGAGGCCCCGGCGGCGGCGGGCGGUGGUGGCGAUCAGGAAGCCGACGCGGAGGACGACGACCUGAACUGGAGCUCGAUAUACGAGGGCGUGCUCCGCACCAGGAUCGCCGAGGAAGGUGUCAGGUCGGCGCUGCGGCGCGCGCCGUCGAUGCCCGUCACGUCGUCCGCGACGGGGCGCGACGACGACGCCCGCCGCGAGGAUACGGCGGCGGCCGCCACCGGGUCCACGACGCCGGGCAUGUCCAGGCUCAGGCACGCCCACAGCACGCUGGAGAGACACUGCCGCUCGCACACGCCCACCACCAAGGCUGACCGGACGCCGAGAACGUCGGGCGGCGGCGACGGCGGCCAUCGGAGGCAGCCACCGCGGCGAGAGCUGCGGUCGUUCAGCGCGAACCAGCAGCCGCUCGUCCGGCACCAGAGCCUGUUCCACGACAAGAAGUGGAAGAGCUCGAGCGACCUGGAGUCGAUCGAGGUGCAGGGGUUCAGGGACCUGGGCUUCGUGUUCGACCAGGAGGAGCUCCGCGAGAGCCUCGCCGACGUCCUCCCUGGCCUCCGCGGCAAGCCCACCCCCACCGGCUCCGGCUCCGCCAGCGACAACGACGACGCAAACACAGCCACAACCGCCACCGGCAGCGACGCCGUCGCCGCCGUGCGGCGGCCGUACCUGUCGGAGGCAUGGUACCACGUGCGGCGGCCGGCGCCCCGAUCACCGGCGGCGGCGGCGAUGAGGCUGCAGCAGGCGGACGCGAGGUCGGCGGCGGAGAUGAAGGACCAGCUUCGGAUGUGGGCGCAGGCCGUGGCGUGCAACGUCCGACAAGAGUGUUAAAAUCGGAUCGAUACAUGGCGUCGACCGGACCAGACACACGAUCACACGAGUUUUUUUUUUUUUUACCGCGGAAACCAGAAGCACCAACUCGAUGAUACUACUACCAUUUCAGUAGUUGAGUUUUGUUACUUUCGCCUGCAAAUUCCAUUCCAAUCCAAGAGGGUGAUACUCCAUCUAGGUAGAUGUUCAGUGCUCUUCCCACCUUUUGUUUUUCUUUAUAUAUCCUCCUUUGGUUGAUCUAUGAAUAAUAUGGCGGCAACCGCCCUAUUCUUUUUGUUAAUACCCAAAUGAAAGGAUUUACAAUCUAUAAUGCUGAGAGGCUCCAUUUGGAA